AGGCAUGUGUUUGGAACAUAAACAAAACAAAUAAUUCAGUUGUGCUUUCCCCGAGAAUUUGUAUUGCUCUCAGAUGUGUUCGUAACAUAAAUUGGCGUAAAUAACCUAAGCAAAAUGAGUCCUGGAGAAACAACGGAUAAUUCUUUGCGGCCGAUGCUAUGUGAGCUGAAUAUUUUGACGAGAUCCGAUGGAUCCGCAAUGUUAACGCAAGGUGAAACAGCCGUCGUUGCGGCCGUAAAUGGUCCGAUGGAAGUAAGAAUGCAGCACAUGAACGUGGAGAAGGCGCACAUUGAGAUACACUUCAAGCCACGGUUCGGAUUGGGCGGUGUCAAUGAUCGGCUGCUGGAGGAUCUUAUCAAACGUACCUACGAAUCCGUCAUCCUGACGAGUCUUCACCCGCGAACGGCGAUAUCGAUUCAGAUUCAGGAGAUGCAGGAUCGUGGAGGACUGGUGGCAUGUACUAUCAACGCGGUUUGUCUGGCACUCAUGAACAGCGGGAUCGAGAUGAAGCACCUGGUGGCGGCGGUGCAUUGUGUAAUUGACGAAAAGGGCCACAUUACGCUCGAUCCGGAUGAACUGCAAUCGAAACAUCCCCGGGCCAAGUUUACCUUUGUGUUUGAGAAUGUUUCGAAGAAUACCGUGUCGAUUUACACCCAUGGGAAGUUUACCUUGGCAGAGUAUCACGAGGUGUUGCGGAUGGCGACCGGAGCGGUUGAGAAAGUGUUUAAUUUCUACGGGGAGAUUAUUGCGAAGCAGAGUGAAGGACUGUGAAAUAAAGUGGUGUUGUAAGGAUAGAUUGUAUAGCUUUAUUACUGUUCAAUGAAUAAUAUGAUAUGAAUUCUAUGACUGCCGCUCCAUGGCUUAUAUUGCAUUAAAUCCCCGUCUGUAUUUGUAAA
Molecule: messenger RNA, 896 nt
Organism: Toxorhynchites rutilus septentrionalis
Lineage: Eukaryota; Metazoa; Arthropoda; Insecta; Diptera; Culicidae
Gene: Rrp46
Product: exosome complex component RRP46
Exons: 2
Coding region: 115-771 (218 amino acids)
Biological process (GO): rRNA catabolic process; nuclear mRNA surveillance; U4 snRNA 3'-end processing
Cellular component (GO): nucleolus; nuclear exosome (RNase complex); cytoplasmic exosome (RNase complex)
Source: RefSeq, a predicted model, not a curated record